AUGUAUUUAGUAUAUUUUGUUCUUCAGCAAAUCGAACUGUCGCGCUUUAAUGAACCGGCGCCAGCUGAUAAGUAUUGCCAUAUAAAGUUUUUGUGUACUAACAAACUUAAAGAAUAUCUCUUGUUAAUAAAUCACCUGAAAACUGUAAAAAAUGGGUCGCAAAUUUGUCGUCCCCUUGACCCCAAUGCAGAGGUCAUCAUCGGUGUUCCUGCAAUUUACUUGGAGUAUGUUCGAAGCAUUGUCCCAGACAAUGUUUCGGUAGCAGCCCAAAACUGCUGGAAAGUCGCCAAGGGCGCUUUUACAGGCGAAAUUUCCCCAGCUAUGAUCAAGGAUGUCGGGGCCAAUUGGGUUAUCCUAGGACAUUCGGAGAGAAGAACAAUCUUUGGCGAAAAAGAUGAUCUAGUUGCAGAGAAGGUGGCACAUGCUUUGGAAUGUGGAUUAAAAGUCAUUGCUUGCAUUGGAGAGACAUUAGAAGAAAGAGAAGCUGGUAAGACAGAAGAAGUUGUAUUUAGACAGACCAAAGCCUUAUUGCCAGCUAUUGGUAAUAACUGGGACAAAGUUGUUCUAGCUUAUGAGCCAGUGUGGGCUAUUGGUACUGGAAAGACUGCAACCCCAGCUCAGGCACAGGAGGUGCAUGCAUCGCUCCGUAACUGGCUAUUGACAAAUGUGUCUUCAGAAAUAGCUCAAGCUGUCCGUAUUCAGUAUGGAGGUUCUGUGACAGGUGCAACUUGUAAGGAGCUAGGUGCUUGCCCAGAUAUCGAUGGUUUUCUUGUCGGUGGAGCGAGUCUGAAACCAGAGUUUGUUGACAUUGUAAAUGCUACAGCAUAA
Leptosia nina is the source of this 828-nucleotide messenger RNA. NCBI's taxonomy places the organism in Eukaryota, Metazoa, Arthropoda, Insecta, Lepidoptera, Pieridae. The record is from the annotation of a GenBank genome assembly.